AAAAAUUCUCUGUUCAGAUCAAACAGAUCAUUUCAAUUUUCAGUUAAAUUCGAAAAAGUUGGCUGACUCAACAUGUUCACCCAUGAUUUUUGCCGGUAAAAAAUGAGUUUCAGAUCUCUAACUCAAGCGGUUACAGAAAGCGGUCAAUUUAACUGAAAAUCGAAGUGAUCUGUUUUUGAUCUGAACAGAGAAUUUUUCAUUGAAAAUAGUCGGCGUUUUCAUGAUUCCACUGCCACUUUCAUCUUUUUUCCCAAAAGAGGAAAUGGCAAAUCAAAUUAUCGACGAUAUUUUUGAAAAGUUUCUUCCAGGUGUACUUAAAGACGAAACAAUUGGUUAUGAGGUUGAAGAAUGGAUCCAUAGUCAUGAUGAUCUUAAAGGUUUGGAUGGGAAAGAGUUUAUUGUAAACUUUUUACCCAAAAUUUUCAGCCAAUUAAAUGUAUCUGAUGUCGGUCCUAGCAGUACUUUGGAGGAAAUUGCUGUCAGAUUGGCUGAAUUAUUAUUCGAUACACUUUAUAACAAUUGAUGGAUGGAUUAUAUUUUAAACUGAAUUCCAAUAAAUAUACUCGUGCAUAGCAAACGAAAGCUUCUGAUGAUUCGU
Messenger RNA from Tetranychus urticae (two-spotted spider mite), 598 nucleotides. The record is from RefSeq and is a predicted model, not a curated record. NCBI's taxonomy places the organism in Eukaryota, Metazoa, Arthropoda, Arachnida, Trombidiformes, Tetranychidae.